This is a messenger RNA of Fukomys damarensis (Damara mole-rat), 1905 nucleotides long. It is a transcript of the gene Sbsn, whose product is annotated as suprabasin. The coding region runs from base 10 to 1785 and encodes 591 amino acids. The record is from RefSeq and is a predicted model, not a curated record. The transcript has 5 exons. NCBI's taxonomy places the organism in Eukaryota, Metazoa, Chordata, Mammalia, Rodentia, Bathyergidae.
CCCAACAACAUGCAUCCUGCCAGUUUAGUCAGCUCCUGCUGCCUCCUCCUGCUGCUGGGGGCCAUGCCUGGAUGGGCAACCAAGGAUGACCCUAUUGAGAGGGUCAUUGAAGGGAUCAACCGAGGGCUGAGCAAUGCAGAGAGAGAAGUGGGCAAGGCCCUGGAAGGCAUCAAUAAUGGAAUCACUCAAGCUGGAAGGGAAGUGGAGAAAGUUUUCAAUGGACUUAGCAACAUGGGGAGCCAGGCCGGCAAGGAGGUGGAAAAGGGCAUCAACCACGGCUUGGACAAGGUAGCCCAUGGGACCAACAGUGGCAUCGGACACACAGGAAAGGAAGCGGAGAAACUUGUCCAUGGGGUCAACCACGCGUCUGGACAGGUUGGGAAGGAGGCAGACAAAAUAAUCCAUCAUGGGGUCCAUUCUGGGGUCAACCACGCGGGAAGUGAAGCAGGGAGGUUUGGUCAGGGAGCCCACCAUGUUGCAGGGCAGUCUGGGAAGGAAGCUGGGAGGUUUGGCCAAGGGGGCCACCAUGUUUUUGGUCAGGCUGGGAAGGAGGGAGAGAAAUUUGGUCAAGGGGUCCACCAUGCUUUUGAUCAAACUGGAAAGGAGGCACAUAAGUUAGGUCAAGGGGGCCACCAUGUUUUUGGUCAGGCUGGGAAGGAGGGAGAGAAAUUUGGUCAAGGGGUCCACUAUGUCGCAGGUCAGGCUGGGAAUGAGGCAGAGAGCUUUGGUCAAGGAGCCCACCAUGCUGUGGGUCAGGCUGAAAAUGAGGCAGAGAAGUUUGUUCAAGGAGCCCACCAUGCUUUUGGUCAGGCUGGGAAGGAGGCAGAGAAGUUUAGUCAAGGAGCCCACUAUGCUGCAGGUCAGGCUGGGAAGGAGGCAGAGAAGUUUGGUCAAGGGGUCCACUAUGCUGCGGGUCAGGCUGGCACAGAGGGAGAGAAAUUUGGCCAGGGGUUUCACCAUGCUGUGGGUCAGGCUGGGAAUGAGGCAGAAAAAUUUGGUCAAGGAGCUCACCAUGCAUUUGGUCAGGCUGGGAAGGCGGCAGAGAAGUUUGGUCAAGGAGUUCAUUAUGCUGCUGGUCAGGCUGGCACAGAGGGAGAGAAGUUUGGCCAGGGGAUUCACCAUGCUGUGAGUCAGGCUGGGAAUGAGGCAGAAAAAUUUGGUCAAGGAGCUCACCAUGCAUUUGGUCAGGCUGGGAAAGAGGGAGAAAAAAUGAUCCAAGGGGCCCAACCUGAACUUAGCCAUGCUGCAAAGGAGGCACAACAGUUUGGCCAUGAUACUCAGUAUGUUGCAGGGCAGGCUGAGAAAGAGGGAGGCAAGGUAAUCCGUGGUAUCCAACCUGGGGUCAACCAGGCUGGGAAGGAGGUAGAGCACUUUGGCCAGGGAGUUCACCAUGCCAUUGAACAGGCCGGAAAGGAGGCGGACAAAGUGGCUCAAGGGUUCCAUGCUGGGGUCAACCAGGCCGGGAAGGAGGCAGAGAAAUAUGGCCAAGCGGUCAACUACGCUGCGGGCCAGGCCGGCAAGGAGGCGGAGAAACUUGGCCAAGGUGUCCACCAUGCUGCUGGCCAGGCCGGGAAGGAUGUGGACAGGUUGCAGCAGGAUGUUCAUAAUGGGGUCAACCAAGCCAGCAAGGAGGCCACCCGGCUGCUGAAUGGCUCUCAGCACAGCGGGCAUACCGGCCAGCACGGAGGAAUCGGAACCACCCCAUUAACAUCUGGAGCCUCGGUCAACAAGCCUUUCAUCAACUUCUUGGGUCUGUGGAGGAACGUCGCCAACAUCAUGCCCUGAACUGAUGCCCUGGCACAGUAGUGUUCCUGUUGUCCUCCAGUUGAAAUGGCCUGAGGGACUGGGGGUGGGGGAGAGGUUCCCGGAGUACCUUAAGAAGAUAUACUGAGAUUUGUGAAUAAA